Messenger RNA from Bufo bufo (common toad), 1011 nucleotides. RefSeq lists its product as uncharacterized. Bases 1 to 1011 code for a protein of 336 amino acids. Gene Ontology annotation, biological process: regulation of transcription by RNA polymerase II. Lineage: Eukaryota; Metazoa; Chordata; Amphibia; Anura; Bufonidae. The transcript has 3 exons. Gene Ontology annotation, cellular component: nucleus; transcription regulator complex. The record is from RefSeq and is a predicted model, not a curated record.
AUGCCACGCUGGAAUGUGGAGAGGCUCAUCACCCUGGUCCAGGAGAGGCCAGUGAUUUGGGAUUCACGCUCCAAUGACUAUUCGGACCGCCUAAAAAAGGAUGCUGCGUGGGAGCAAGUUGCCCGGAGCCUGAGAAAAAACGAAUGGGCCAAGGCGGAUAGCCGAGGCCGGGCCGAUUUACUAAAACUAACUAAAACCCGCUGGGCCAGUUGCCGGGACCAAUUCCGGCGGGAGGUCACUAAAAAAGGACGGAGUGGAGAGGGGACGUCAGGGAAGCGCCCCUACAUCUACACUGCCCAGUUGCAGUUCUUAAGACCGGUCAUGGAUAUGAGGACAACUGUGGACAGUCUGGAUCCUACGGAAGAUUCCGACUCAGGUGGGAGUGAAAGCCCAGCCGUCUUUUCACCUGAACCAAGUCCAGCACCUACGCCGGCGGAGGACGUGGACGACUCCACACUGGCCCAGGCCCCCCUACCACUAGCCAGUCCAUCGCGGAAUCCUCAGCCGCAGCCAAGACGUCGCCGCCAAGUCCCUCCUGCCACCUCUGAGCAAGAGAGUCGUGCGGCAAUUGAUGCACGCCUCAUUGAAUUUCUUGCUCAGAGGCGGAGUGAUGGUGUGGAGGACAAGAUGCUUAGGGGACUUGGGCCCCUAUUGAAGCUUGUUUCGCCAAAUGACCAACACCAGUGCCUGGCUUCUUUGAUUGUGGUCCUCAAAAUGUUCACCCUUCCUAAUCAUGGUGACAUUCUAGCGCAAUUAAAUAACAUGAGGAGGGAAAUAGAGGAUGCCGCACAGCCCCCACCUCCUGACCCCUUUCAAUUUGCUCCACAACACACCCAGCCACCUUCUUUCCCCCCACACCACCAGUAUGGCCUACCCCAGGGCCAAAGGCAAGGUGUGGCUCAGCCCCUUUACCCGGGCAGUUUGCCACCAUGUCCACCACAGCAGGCCCAAGGAAGGCCACGGUCAUCCUAUCCAGUGGGUUCCUUCACGCAGGACCUGCUGAAUAUGUGA